This is a messenger RNA of Salvia hispanica, 1245 nucleotides long. RefSeq lists its product as uncharacterized. Gene Ontology annotation, molecular function: double-stranded DNA binding. The record is from RefSeq and is a predicted model, not a curated record. NCBI's taxonomy places the organism in Eukaryota, Viridiplantae, Streptophyta, Magnoliopsida, Lamiales, Lamiaceae. Gene Ontology annotation, biological process: regulation of DNA-templated transcription.
UGCUCUCAACUUCUGUAUUCAAUAAUGAUGUUCAAUCAAAUUCGCAGAUUCAAUUUUUACGAUGCAAGACUAUGUCGCGUUGCUUCUCUCCCAUCACUCGCCCAUUUCCUGCUUCAAUUCAGCCAACUUUCAUCACCACCUGCAAAUGCCCUAGAAUCUAACUCAAUCGACUCCAAUCCAAAGCCAUUCUCUGCUUUUUAUCUGGAAAACAAAUUCAAUUUUCCCCCAAAACGAGCCCUACUUUACUCCAAGCUCCUCAAAUUUGAUUCCGCUGAAAACCCCCUUUCCGUUAUCGCGUUUCUCAAAAAUCACCAUUUCACCGAUUCCGAAAUCUCAAGCAUUGUUAAGAAAUGGCCUUUAGUUUUGAGGCGCACCCCCGAAUCCAAUGUUCUGCCCAAGAUUGAAUUUUUCCGUGAUUUGGGAUUAUCAAGCUCACAAUUAGUGAAGAUUUUGACAGUGCAGCCAAAUGUGCUGGACAGAAGCUUAGAGAGCCAGCUAAUCCCAUGUGUUGAUUUCCUUAGGAGCUUCCUAGGGUCGGAUGAAGAUGUCGUGUUCUCGAUCCUGCGCCACCCCGGUAUUCUUAGGGAGAAUUUGCAGAAGACAAUCUUGCCUAAUGUGGGAAUCUUAAGGGAUGCAGGUGUGCCCGAAUCCCACAUUGUAGCCUUGCUGAGAGCUGAUCCUAGACGCGUAGCUCUUGCUCCCGACACCUUUAGGUUAGCGGUGCAGAGGAUUCUCGAUCUCGGCUUUAGUCCCGACACAAAAGCUUUCAUCACAGGGUUGAAAGUUAUGAGGCAGUUGAGCAAUUUGUCGUGGAAGGAGAAGGUCAGGCAUUACACGAGAUGGGGCUGGUCCGAGGAUCAAGUGCUCGCUGUUAUCAGGAAGAAUCCAAGGAUCAUGCCCGCGAUAUUGGGGUUGAGUUUCGAGAGAAGGAUUGUGCCACGGUGUGCCUUUUACCAAGCUUUGCUGUCAAAAGGUUUCGUCAAGAGCUCAAGCUUUGGCUCGCUCCUUGUCUGUAGUCAUAGCUUGUUUGUUGAGAAAUAUGUGAAGCGUUUUGGGGAGAAAGAUCCUGAGGUCUUAGAGCUAUAUAAGGAAAUUUUUAGUAAAUGUAAAGCUUAGAUUUUUUAUGUACUUGCUAGAAACUAACAGAUACUGAUCACCUUUAGCUUCAUCUGUGUUUUUAUUGUUAUUAAUUAAUUAAUGCUACAACGACGAGUCUGUGGCCUGAGCUGGAACGCGUGUUUGUCC